Molecule: messenger RNA, 5624 nt
Organism: Phyllostomus discolor (pale spear-nosed bat)
Lineage: Eukaryota; Metazoa; Chordata; Mammalia; Chiroptera; Phyllostomidae
Gene: HLF
Product: HLF transcription factor, PAR bZIP family member
Exons: 4
Coding region: 478-1365 (295 amino acids)
Biological process (GO): regulation of transcription by RNA polymerase II
Cellular component (GO): nucleus
Molecular function (GO): RNA polymerase II cis-regulatory region sequence-specific DNA binding; DNA-binding transcription factor activity, RNA polymerase II-specific
Source: RefSeq, a predicted model, not a curated record
GCCGGAUGCGCUGAGCCCGGCGCUGCGGGGCCGCGGAUCGCGGGGGAGCAGCGGCCACCGUCGCGGGGAGGGGGGUGGGGUGGGACCCCGUGUGGCCUCCGGCGCUGGCGGGACGGGGCCGCCGUGGCGCGGUGUGUUCCGCUGUUUUGCGGCCGUCUGCAUAUUUUGUCUUUCUUUUUUGGAAUUCUGAACAUUUGACAAGACGAGGGGGUUCAAGGCAGGUGAGAGCAUCCCGCACGUCGCGGCGGAGCCGGCCGGGCGCUGGGCGCGCUCUCCAGAGACCGUCUGCACCGGGGACCUGAAAGUUUUUUUUUAUGCAGAUGUAUUUAUAAAGAUAUAAGUAAUUUUUUUUUCAUCUCGUCUCCAAGCGAGUACUUUUGGCAAAGGACAGAGGAAAAACCUCAGCAACAUUGGGGGGGGGCGGUGUUUUUUUGCUUUUUUGCCUUUUUUUUUAACCAAAAAAAUAUUUUCAACGCGAUGGAGAAAAUGUCCCGACCGCUUCCCCUGAAUCCCACCUUCAUCCCGCCUCCCUACGGUGUGCUCAGGUCCUUGCUGGAGAACCCACUGAAGCUCCCCCUUCAUCACGAAGACGCAUUUAAUAAAGAUAAAGACAAGGGAAAGAAGCUGGAUGAUGAGAGCAACAGCCCGACGGUGCCCCAGUCAGCCUUCUUGGGACCCACCUUAUGGGACAAAACCCUCCCCUACGAUGGAGAUACUUUCCAGUUGGAAUACAUGGACCUGGAGGAGUUCUUGUCAGAAAAUGGCAUUCCCCCCAGCCCUCAGCAUGACCACAGCCCGCACCCUCCGGGGCUGCCGCCGGCUUCCUCAGCUGCCCCCUCCGUCAUGGACCUCAGCAGUCGGGCCUCCGCACCCAUUCACCCGGGCAUCCCGUCCCCGAACUGCAUGCAGAGCCCCAUCAGACCAGGGCAGCUGUUGCCAGCGAACCGCAACACGCCGAGCCCCAUCGACCCCGACACCAUCCAGGUCCCGGUGGGCUACGAGCCGGACCCGGCAGAUCUCGCCCUCUCCAGCAUCCCCGGUCAGGAGAUGUUCGACCCUCGCAAACGCAAGUUCUCUGAGGAAGAACUGAAGCCGCAGCCCAUGAUUAAGAAAGCUCGCAAAGUCUUCAUCCCCGAUGACCUGAAGCAGGAUGACAAGUACUGGGCGAGGCGCAGAAAGAACAACAUGGCAGCCAAGCGCUCCCGCGACGCUCGGCGGCUGAAGGAGAAUCAGAUCGCCAUCCGAGCUUCGUUCCUGGAGAAGGAGAACUCGGCCCUCCGCCAGGAGGUGGCUGACUUGCGCAAGGAGCUGGGCAAGUGCAAGAACAUUCUGGCCAAGUACGAGGCCAGGCACGGGCCCCUGUAAGACGGCGCACGGAGCGGGGCUGGCUUCCGACCAGACGGACACUCGGUCUCCUGUCUGAUCAGCGCCACACCCGAGCCCGCCUUCCCGCCGUCAGCACUUUACCAGAGGCAGCGAUCCACAGACCGACCCACGUCGUGGUGUGUGCGCGCGCGCGCAUGUGCUUGUGCUCAUGUGUGUGGUCACCCGUGUGCGCGCACGCGUGCGUUCCUUUGCACUUGCCAUUUCCAGAUAACCCUCUCAUCCUCUCUUAGCUCCAAAAAAAAAAAAAGGUGCCAUGUUUUUACUGGACUGGGGAGACCUCUCCUGGGGUUUCCUGCCCUCCCCCCCGCCGCCCCCACUCUUGCCCUUCCCACGUGGCUUCAUGUUCGCUCCUCCCUGCUCUGCCGGGGCCCUGCGUGUGGAUCCGCCACAAAGGGCCCUGGUAAAACGGUAGCUCUCAGUUUUCAAGACCACAAGCCCUUGUUUCUGUUCAACCCGUAAGCCGCUGUGCUAGCGCAGUGCUCAAAACAAGCGGGCGCCGCCCCGCAGCGCGAGUCAGUCCUAGGUUGCUUUCCUCACGUCUUCGGUUUGGGUGGUCAUCGUCUUCAAGUUUAAAGUGCUGUUUAGAUUUGUUAGGUCCCGUAUUUACUUACCGCUAUCUACUAAGUUUCCUUUUAAUUCUGCUGACUCCAGAUAAGUCAGAGUACUAUUAUAGAACACAGAGUGUGUUUCUGCACUGUCCGUACCUGAAGCAAUAAUCCUAUUGUACGCUAGAGCAUGCUGCCUGAGUAUUACUAGUGGACGUAGGAUAUACUUCCUCCCUAAGAAUUCCACCCUCUCUUAAAAAACAGAAAUCACAGUAAUGCAUUUGAGCAUGCCCAGAACAUUCCCAGGACAGGGAAGCUGAGAGAAUGCCAGGCGUAAGAAGGAGGGGUCGAUUUAUCAGCACAGGAGCCGAAACCAAACCAAAACAAAAGAAAAAAACGCGUCUUGGAACAGGUCUGACAUGGGGAUGUUUGGUUCUGUUCUCUCCCUUCUCCCGUACCCACCCCCACUUUUAUAGCUAAUGUUUUCCAUAGCCCUCUUGAUAUUCAAAACAAUCAAUUACUUAAGAUUCAGUUUUCCCCCAUUUUUUGUAAUAUAUAUAUUUUUGUGACUUAUUAUACCUUGCUGUUUUUAAAAAUCAGUUAAGUUAAUGAGUUGGUGUUUUGUACGACCCCUUUUCCCAGUGGUGUUAUUUUUGACUGCUUCAUAAAUUAAUGACUCUGGAGCUUUUGUUUCUUCCCUCUGUUUGCUUUUGAACGUGUGUGCUUUUAUAAAGUGGACUUUCUGAAACAUGAAUGUAAAAGACACUGGUGUAUCUCAGAAGGGGAUGGUGUUGUCACCAACUGUGGUUAUUAACCCGAUCAGUUCCAAUGUUUACUAUAGACCCAAAGGAGAGGUUAUUAAAUUGUUUAAUGUUUAUACAGAGUAAUUAUAGGAAGUUCUUUUUUUGUACAGUAUUUUUCAGAUAUAAAUACUGACGAUGUAUUUUGGAAGACAUAUAUUAUAUUAUAGCAAAGAGAAAAGGAUAACUAUUCCAUGUUUUGAAGCUAUAUAGCAAAGAUAUAUAUUCAUCGAUGUUGUGCAGAGAAGAAGGGCCUGGAGGGUUUGAAGUCUUCGCCGUUUUAAGCCUGUUGCUGACACAUCAGCGUGUUGUCUGCUUUCAAGUUUGGUGGCCGUGCGAGGCUUGCUGGGACGAAUCCUGCUCUCAAGUACAUGAGAUUUCUUGUUUCUCAUUAGGUCUCAGAAAGAAGUCAGUUACUGUCACUGAAAAGCACAAAAUAGAUGUUAGUCAAAUAUUUAUUGGAUGAUGCAGUGUUUCUCAGGAGAAGCAUCUGCCACAAAAAUGUUCACUACACAGUUACGGCUUCACCGCAACCACCCCAGGCAGGCCUGUCCCUCCCCCCUCCCCCCUCCCCGCUCCCGUCACCCCCGCCCCGCCCCCACUGUGGGCACGCGCAUUUUCGGCGGCGUGCGGCAGAUAUCGGUGCUAUGUGUGUGGCUUAAAAUUUGAUGGAUGUUUUGACUUUAAAGACGGUUCUUUUGUUUCACUAAGUUGUGUAAUGUCAAGAGAUUCUGCUGUUAUUGCCAAGAAACAUUCUGUGCUAGAUUAAAAUGCCCUUUCGUCCAUGGGAUUGUCUACUGUCCCGCCUCCAGAAUAUACCCAGUUCUGUAGUGACCUGGUGGGCUCCCUGCCAGCCCCUCAGCAGUUGUCUUGGGAAUGUCACAGUCUUGGGAAUGUCACAGUCUUGGGACAUUGACUAGUAGGGUUUCCUGCUAGGUGUCCCUUUCUUCCCCAGCCACCCUCUCCAUCGGGAGUGGGGAGCACGGGAACUGAAACGCGCUGCUCAGGUAAAUAGCUAGUACAGGAAACAGACGAGACCUCUGGCAAUCUCAAGCAGAACUGGAUAGGCAACGCUCAGUGUGAGACAGCGAGCUCAGAACUGGCCUUUUUAUUGGUAAAGAGGCUAAUUGCCACACCAUCGUUAAAUGUCAUUGUUCCCUCUACAGCGGAGACAGGUGAUGCAGUUAACUGCAGCUGUGUUGAAGGGCUUGUACCCUGGACCACCCGAGUCCAUUGAUGUAUAAAAUGGCAGCCAAAAAAACUAUGCCCCCCAAAACCAAAAACCCUAUAUUUGAGCCCUGGUCUUUCUUGGAAUUAGAUUGUUUGUAUCAAAUGAGCAUCUCACAUGUCUUCUGCAGAAAAAAAAUAUAAAAGAUCAUAAUAAAACAUAUUCUUUCAUGUGCCAGGAAAGGUUUCAGAAACCUACCUCGUCUUAAAAAUUUGUCAACUUCGGAGUCUGUCCAGGUGCCUUAUAUGUAGGUCAUUGUCAACACACACACAAGCACUCACUCCUCGACUCACUGCCUUCUGUCCAGGGCAGUUAGCUGGCAAACGAGGCAGCUCUGCCCCAGGGCGUGGGGGGCCACAGCCCGAUCCGGGGUCACUGGGACCAGCCAGAGUCCGACGAGCUCUGCAGACUGCAGCUGUUACAAGAGUCCUGUUGCCAUUCUUCACCUUUUCAUCAAAAGCGUCUUUCAGAGAUUAAUCACUCAGCCAUUAAAAAUGAAACCAAAUCAUGUCACACCACCGUCAUUGCGACACAAUUUGGAAUGAGGGGUCCAGGACUUCUUGACGAGGUCACACCAUCGUUUUGUUUGAUGAGAUGUGCAAAGAAAGGCAAAGCUCGACCACCCUAUCCCGCUCAGGCUACCGUGUGGGUAGGGAGGGAAUGGGAGGGCUGAACGUGGUGUUUCCUUCUCUUAAGGAAGCGGCUGCCUUUUGAAACCCCACAGAGGGCACGAUGUGAUAGGUCUUUCCUCUGCACGCGUGUGACAGGCACCCACAAACCGUCCCUUAAAGCUGAAGAGCCCUUCGUUGGGGGAGCGUGCAGAUGCGGCGUUGGCUGGGUAGGAAGCUGUACUAGGAACCCAGAGCUUUUUUCCCACUCACUCAUCUUGGGAGCUCGGAAUAAUUCUGAAUGGACGUUUGAAAGGUCUUGGGUCUACUUCUGGAAGAAUUUUCAGAGGAUCCCUCUCCCACGGCCCCAGGGUAAAACAGCAGGCGUCUGUAAAGUGCAACCUGGUACUUUUGUUUUUUGGUAGUUUAUCUAAUUUUCCCCUAGUGUUCCUUUUAGGAACGCUCAAACUGUAUUGGAGCUCAUCAGAGUGGUCCCAAGGCAGGCCCGCUUGGCCCUCUCGCUUGUGUGGGGGUUGGGCGGGCCUUCGUCUGACCCGGGGUCGCUGGCUGCAGGGGCUGGCUAGACGCUGGGCUCCCCGCCUCCCUUGAGGCAGAUGCCCACUCUUUGCCUGCCAGCUCCCUGCUGAGGGCACCUGGGCGCCACUGGGGAGCCCAGGGUCUCCCACAGAUUUUCUCUGCAGUUAAUAAUGCCAUUUCAAAAAAAGAGCAAAGCCUUUGCCCACAUUGUGACGGCUUGACCUUGGCCUCUGAAGUCAGUCCGUUUGGCAGAGGGCCAGAUGUAGGUGGGGGCGAGUGUGUGUGUGAGGAGUUAAGACUAAAAGAUCUUUUGUUUUGGAGCACCUUACCAAAUAUAACAGUAAUUUACCAUGAUCUUUUUGGCAACACCACAAAGACUGUGUUUGCUAACCAGGUAAAAGUUCACAUGAGGUCAGUUUAAUUGUAUAUCAUGAUAUUGGUGGUGUUUAUGCUGUUAAAUGCAAACCUUUCUCUGUCUGUUAUUCUUAAUGUUUAAUAAACUUUGAAUUUUUUUCCUUUC